UAUAAGUAGAAUGUUCUACAUAGAUGUCAUUAAUGUUUUAUUGUACUGUUUGUUGAAGGAGAUCCUGAAUCACUCUUCAUUUUUGAUCGAUGUUUAUUUGUGUUUAUGUAACGAAACUUACAUAGAUAAAAGUUUGAUGUAACAAUAAGGGAGCAACAUGGGGUCAGUUUUAAGCAGAAACAAGAAAAAUAAUGGUUUUAAGUUGAUGAGAUUAAUUGUUGAUGUUGGUGGAGAAGCUUUAAGAAUAACAUUGAGGAAACAACUGUCAGCGAUGAUCGCAAUUUAGAGGAUAUUAAACUUUUGAUUGAAAAAAGAAUUGGCUCUACUGAUUGCCUUCCUGAUGUUAAAAACAGUUUGGCAGAAAAAGCUAACGGACUUAUGUUGCUUGCAUCACUUCUUAGCAGCGAAGUUAAAAAUCAGGAUUUGUUGAAUGCGUCCUUACCAAAAGAUCUCAGUGAAUAUUACAAAAUUUGCUUAACAAGAUUAAGUAAAGAAUUAAAUUCGUUUGAUAUCAGUAACGAAAAGUUUCAGUCAAUUUUAAAUGCUCUGGCUGUUGCUAAAGAACCUCUUCCUUGGAAAAUGAUCAAUGACUUUCUUUCUUUGAACUCGAGUCCCAAAUCACCGGGGGUUAGAAAAAUUAUCUCUUGUCUGCUUGUUAGCAAUGAAGAAGGAUGUGUUUCGUUUUUUCACAAAUCCUUAAAUGAUUGGUUGUUGGAUGAUCGAAAACAUGAUUACUCAGUAAAAACUUCUUGGGGUCAUCGACUUGUUUUAAACUUUUGUUUAAAAUCUUUGGAUAACCUCAAAGCUGUAGGUGCAAACUAUGACGUCAUUAAACAUGCGUCAGUGAGGUAUUCAGUCAAGUAUUGGUUGCUUCAUUUACUUGAUAUUUCUGAUAAUGUUUAUAUCUUUGAAAAUGUUGGUAAAUAUCUUGUUGAUUUGGAAGUUUUAGUUGCUUCUGUGUUGGUUGAUCGUUCUCGUACUUUUGAAAAUUUUAAAUUAUUCAACGCACAUGAUGUGUACUUUCUUAUUUCUGAGGACAUUCGAUUGUUAUUUAAUGAAGUUUAUUCUGUGAUAACGUUCUCUAAAUUCUUUGAAAAUGAAGUAUCUUUUUUGCAAUGCGUUGCCAACGACGUCAAAGAUCUAACGUCUCAAGCAACCACAAUGCUUCAAACACGUUUCAAAGAUUCACCAUAUCUAGAGCUCAGAGACACGGGUUUUGUAAAAGCUCGAUUAUUGCGUUUAUUUGAAAAUUUAAAGUCUGUUGAUGUUUCACGAAAUUAUGAUUACGUCGUGUGUGGUUAUGAAGGUUUCGUCGUGCAACUUUUUUCAUUGAGAAAAAACAGAUGUUUGUGGAUAAAAGAUAUUGCUGGUCAGUUUAAGCAAUAUGAAGAGAAUGCCUUUCGCGUUGUUUUUCAUCCAUUCAAAGAUUUCAUUUUUGCUUCCCAGCUUGAUAAGAUACUAGAUAUUAAUGGUAAAAUUUCCUCAAGUCCGUUCCAUUGUGAUGAUUCUACUUCUAAGUUCUUUACCAAGAAACGUUUUUCUAAGGAUAAAUACACAAUGGUCACUAGUUACAAAGAUACUUUGACAGUAUGGGACGUUAAGAAAGGUGAAAAGAAACGCAGUAUUAGAUUUAAUAAUGUGAUCUCAAUGUGUUUUUCUCAUUCUGGAAGAUAUUUGUGUGUUGCUGAGAAAGAAGGAGUGGUUCAAAUAUUGAAUGUAGCAAAUAAUUAUGAAACAUUCGUUUACGACGAUCAUUUACCGUCUGAUAAAUUAUAUGAGGAUGAAGUUUUGUUCCCUGUUGGUCUUCAUUCUUGGUUUUAUUGUGGGGAAAAAAAAUUUAUGGUAAAUCCCACUUGUGAGAAACUUCCUGACUUAGAUCCUGAUUACAAUUGUUUAUUUUAUCCUCUUGAUCUAUUCAAUUGCGACAAAUUAAGAUUUUCCAAACUUUAUGAAGGAAUAUCUGGUAUUUUGUUGAACAAAGGCAAUGUUCUUCAUACUUAUUGUACAACUGACACACAUCUUUAUAUAAUACCGCGUGCAUGUUUAACUAACAGUAACUGUUUUCAUAAAGGAAAAUUUUGCUCAAAUGGAAAAUUUAUGUAUCGGUGCAAUGAAGAAAAUUCAAGGGUAAUUAUAUACAAUCUCAACACAUUUGACUUUGUUGUCAAGGAAUGUUUUUUUAGUGACAUGGUUGCUGUAGAAAAUGGAGUUAUUUUGCUCACGGAAAAAAAUAUUCCUGAGCUUUGGAAUAAUGAUUUGACAAAACUUGUUUAUAGUUUCGAUGAACUAAAAGGUACAAACAAAAUUUUUGAGGUGAGUGAUGUAUCAUUUGCUUGUCAAAAAACUGAUUCUUUUGUGUUUUUCAAUGUUGAAAACAAGCGAAAAGAAAUAUCAGUGAAUUUUGAAAAUUAUCGAAAUGUGCAUGUAUUUGCAUGUAGCUCUAAGUAUCACGUGUUUGCUAAAGCUGAAAUUAACCAUCGGAUAAUUUACUGUAUGUGGCAUGAAGACAAACUUAUUAAUGGUUGGGAUGACGUAAUUGAGUGUAAUUGUAUAGCUUACGCUGCUUUUUCACCUUCAGCAGAUAAUUUAUUAAUUCGUGACGAUGGUUUUCUGAAACGAAGUGUGAAAGUGUUUGACGUUAAAAACAAAGAAUUUAUUUAUAAUUUUACUUGGUGGUUUUUUGGGGAUAACUUCUUCUUUCUUGAUGAUAGGUAUAUAAUUAAUGAUGGCUUGGUUUUGAUUGAUUUGAAAUAUUUUAAGGAUGCACAAAUACCUUUCGGGCGUUUGCUUUUUCUAAAUUUAUAUUACUGUCGUAAACGCAAACUUGCUUUCAUUUUUUCAUUCUCAAAGGUCCCAAACAAUUGCGUAAAAAUCAUCUUUCCACGAGUAUAAAUUUGAUCUUUGAUGAUAAAACUUCUCACAAUUUUGGAUGAUGACUAUAUUAUCUUUAAGAUAAUCUUGUUCAGUUUUUGUGCAUGAUCCCUAUCAUUGUUGACAUUUCAAUUAAUGUCUGUUUGCGUAUGAUUUCAUGAAACGACCUUUGUCUAAUUUUGAUUGUUCUGUACAGAGACCGCAGUGUACGAUGAUGUCAACAUUUAGAGAGAUCAUGCAUAAAAGCUAAAGUUAAUUAAAGAUGAGAAUUCAAUGUCAAUACAGACAAACCAUAAACAAAUGAUUUUGUGCCUAAAAAAAGAUUUUGUUUCCUUGCACAAGGAAAUGAUUUUAUUGACUUUUAUCUUAUCACACAAACAUAUAAAAUGCAAACUAUUGUUGGUUAUUGUACCAUAGGUUAUGUUUUGUUUAUAUCUACACCAUGUAAACAUAUAAUUUUUAUGCAAAUGUAUUCAGUGUAGGAUGGUUUUAAUAUUGCACGUUUUUCGAUACUCUUUUACACCAAAAACAAGUUGUUACUAAUUGAAUCAAUAGUAUCUUGCACUGAAAUAAUUUCUUAGUACUUUUUAAUUAUUGCAUUUUAAUAUACAAAAUAUCUAUGUGUUAAGUUGUUAAGAGAGACAAAGACAGCCCAAUUGUUACUUCCGUUAAAUGAACAUUUUCAUCUUUACCAAUUUGAAAAACGUAAAUUUAUAAUUAAAAAAUGGAACCUUUGCUAAUUUUUUUAAGAAAAGCUAAAAUUUGGCUGUCUUUGUCACUGACUGUUAAAAAGUAAAUUGUACACUCCUCUAGAAAUGACUUAUUAUUGACGUUCAUCAUCGUGAUAAACAAUUUAACCAUUGAGGUGGAACACUCCAAAGCAUGUGUUACUGUACGAACAGGAGAAGUUAACAAAAGCGAAGGAACGUUUUGCAAUAUAGAGAAGCAGAAAACAAACGACAAUGUUUCAUAUUGAAGGAUGUUUAAUGCCAAGUUUUUAACUUUUAAUGAAAAGUCGAUUUCAGGCAUUGUUACACUUUACUUUUUGAAUCGAUACUUUAUGGGAAUUAUUUGUUAACAACGUCAACUCAAACAUCAGUAGACAUACUGCAAGUUACUUUGCCAAAGUUUGAUAUGUUUAUGGCUUUUCUAUAUAAUUCCAUCGUGUACUCUUAAUUCAAACGAUAAUACAAGAAGGAGAACCAUGAUUCUAUGUGGAUGUAUUGUUGUACUUUGUAACCACACCCUUGUCACGUGUUCAUUGAAAUGUUAUCUUUUGUCAAAAUUGGAAGAUGUGAACUUUUACAUUUUUAAAAUGGUGAAGCUUGCUGUUUAUUUUGUUCAAUUUUUACAAAACUGAAGCUUGAAAAUUAUCAUCUUAUGUGGACGUUUUGAUGUGAACAUAACUCAUAAGUAAUCAUGAGAGUAAAUAAAAAGAAUUUGAUUUUCUUACAUUGUGGCUAUUGGAAAUGGCUAAAGGGAUUUUUUUGCUGCAUCUAUAAUUGAAGCUGCUUCUUGAUACAAGCACACUGUCAUUGUGAAUAUUAUAACUCUUGAUUGACUAUGCGCAUGCUCUGAAAUAUAUACGUACUUGAAUGAUUCUACAACAUUUGUGAUAUGAAUUAAGAUCUUAACAGCAAGAUGUCAUGAAAAUUAAAAACAAAUAUCAACUAUGGAUGGUUGUAGAAUGAAAGUGAUCAGUUUAGUUCAUAUGAACGGUCACAAAUCAUUCACAACAAAAAUAAAUUCAACAUGUAAGAACUACAUCAAGUUAUGAGAAUGAAAAGUAUGGAAAAAUUUCAACGUCUUUCUUUUUCUAGAUUUAAUGUUUCUAAAUCCACGAUGUUUUAUUCUUUAUGUAGUGAACAAUUUUAAAUCAUUAAAUUUAUUUCAUUUUGUUAUGUACAUAUCUCUGUAUAAUGAAUAGAUAUCUUUCAUAACAUCCCAUAAACGGACAUCUACCCUACAUUAGGUCAUGGUCUCUAUGAUGUCCGUUUACGAGUAGCUUGACUGUAUACAGACUUUUCAUUACUGCACAUUUUCUUUACGUUUCUAGAUUUUUCUUUUGCUUUUUAAAUUUUAAAUGCCAAAUAAAUGAAUCCAACAUAACUCAACACCAUUUUUAGAGUAAUAGUCAUUUGCAAACUGCCAUGUGAAGAUUGCUAUUGCUUUAGAAAAGGAAGUGUCGUAUCUUGAAUUCAAAAAUACCAAUUUUUAAAAUUAGCAUUCAUUAGUUGUAUAAUAACAUUCACUCACAUUCAGCAACAUUGUUUGUAACUGCAUCUUGUAAAGAAAGUUGAAAAGUAACCACAUUUUAUCAAAACAGAACAAUUGCCGUUGCCAUUUUUAAGACUGCCUGGGAUUCAUUCAUUUAGCACUUAUAAAAAAUUAUUUAGAGAGAAACUUUCUUUUUUGCGCAGCGUUUUGUUGAACUUUGUUUUUUAACGCAUAUUAAUAUAAUUUUAUUAUAUUUGUAUGUUAGUGAAGAAAUAAUCGUUGUAUAAAUAUGUUUUCUACAAAAUUUUUACAAUAUAUGUGUGUCAAUCUAUA
Messenger RNA from Xenia sp. Carnegie-2017, 5421 nucleotides. RefSeq lists its product as uncharacterized. Bases 379 to 2892 code for a protein of 837 amino acids. Gene Ontology annotation, molecular function: protein binding. The record is from RefSeq and is a predicted model, not a curated record. Lineage: Eukaryota; Metazoa; Cnidaria; Anthozoa; Malacalcyonacea; Xeniidae. The transcript has 3 exons.